This is a messenger RNA of Colletotrichum higginsianum IMI 349063, 555 nucleotides long. RefSeq names its product putative Cis-3-chloroacrylic acid dehalogenase. Bases 1 to 555 code for a protein of 184 amino acids. Lineage: Eukaryota; Fungi; Ascomycota; Sordariomycetes; Glomerellales; Glomerellaceae. The record is from RefSeq and is a predicted model, not a curated record. The transcript has a single exon.
AUGCCUUAUUAUCAGGUCUACCAUACCUAUCCUCUCUCCCUCUCACAGAGGCAGUCCAUUGCCCUGUCCAUCACAAACCUGCACUGCAGCGCCUUCAACACCCCGGCAUUCUUCGUACAUGUGACCUUCAGCAAGCAAGACCUCUCUUCCGAUGAUGGAACCUACUUCAUGGCUGGGAAGUCGCACUCCGCCAACUCCAAUCGCAUCGUUGCGCUGGUUCGCACGUCAGAUUCUCGAACAAAGGACGACUUUGAUAAACUGGCAGCUAGCAUCGAAGACGCAUGGAACGGGGCCCUCAGAGAGGGAAACGCAGAUGGUGCUGAGCAGGUCGAUGGGCUCGACGAAUCUAAGCGGCUCAUGAUGGUUGUUUUUACCCCGAUGCUGGCGAUCCGGGAGGGCGGCAUGGCCAUUCCCGAGGCAGGCCAUGAGGAAGCUUGGCUGACGCAGCAGCUGCCAUACAUUAGGGAGAUGGCAGAGAAACACAAUGUGGGCGAUUUCAAACUCUUGCUAGAGGAGAUGAACCAAAGAGAGGCCGUUGGUAAGCAUGCUGGGUAG